AUGUCAUGCAUGUAGAGCUUGGUCAUUUCAAAAUCUUUCUAAGCUUUGCUACAACACUUAACCAUGGCUCCAACCACCCUCUCUCUCCUCCUCCUCCUCCUCCUCCUCGUGUCAUCAUCCAUGGCCAUGCAAUAUGACGGGGACGGCGCCCGUUGCGCACCGACGCCACCCCACAUUCCAGUGGCGGUGUUCCCUUACGACAUCGAUCAGUUGCAGUUCCCGCUGAACCUCGAGUUCACGGAGAGCGAGUUUUUCCUGCACGGAUCGCUGGGGAUCGGCCUCGACCAGGUCGCGCCUCAGCUGGCCCUGGGGGGGCCGCCUCCGAUCGGCGCCCAGAAGGCGAGCCUCGACGACACCACUCGCCGGAUCAUUGAGGAGUUUGGUUUCCAAGAAGUUGGUCACGUAAGGGCAAUUGAAUCAACGGUGGGGGGAUUUCCAAGGCCGUUGAUCGAUCUAAGCGAGAAAAAUUUUGCGCGGUUGAUGGAUGAAGCAUUUGGGUUUCAUCUAAACCCCCCAUUCAACCCCUACGUCAACACGCUCAAUUACUUACUUGCAUGCUAUUUUUUGCCCUACUUGGGCCUCACCGGCUACGUGGGCACCAACCCAAGCAUCGACGGCUACGAUUCAAAGAAGCUCCUGGCAGGGCUGCUGGCCGUUGAAGCCGGGCAGGAUGCGGUGAUCCGCACGCUGCUCUACGAGCGGAUGGACGAGAUCGUCCCGCCGUACAAGAACCUCACGGUGGCGGACUUCACGAACCGCAUCUCCGCCCUGCGAAACAGUCUCGGAAUGUGCGGCAUCAAGGACGAGGGGCUUCUCGUGCCGCGGGAGCUCGGGGCGGAGAUGCGGAUCAGCACCAACAUCAUCUCCGCCGACGUCAACUCCCUCGGCUACCGCCGGACCCCUCAGGAGAUCCUCAGGGUUCUGUACGGCACAGGGAACGAGCACGUUCCCGGCGGUUUCCUGCCGAAAGGCGGGAACGGAAAAGUUGCCCGGCAGUAUCUCCAGUUUCCGAACUCGCAUUAGGCAGAAAGGACAGUAAACUCGGGCCUCAUCUAAUGUUGUUAGUUUCUAAAUAAUGGGUGAAAUUUGUUUCUAAAAUUGCAAUAUCUACUAUCUAAUGUUGUUUGCUUCUAAAUAAUGGGUGAAAUUUGUUUCUAAAUAAUGCGCAGAUCAACCAUCUCAGGUGCGAUUGAGAGAGAGAGUAUUGUAAAAACACACACAAACAAACUUAAGAAGCUCUUGUAUGUUAGCUACAGCGAUGAUUCAUGUAUUGUACUAA
Messenger RNA from Ananas comosus (pineapple), 1279 nucleotides. Its product is annotated as desiccation-related protein PCC13-62-like. The coding region runs from base 64 to 1023 and encodes 319 amino acids. The record is from RefSeq and is a predicted model, not a curated record. The transcript has 3 exons. Lineage: Eukaryota; Viridiplantae; Streptophyta; Magnoliopsida; Poales; Bromeliaceae.